Molecule: messenger RNA, 783 nt
Organism: Malassezia globosa CBS 7966
Lineage: Eukaryota; Fungi; Basidiomycota; Malasseziomycetes; Malasseziales; Malasseziaceae
Exons: 3
Coding region: 1-783 (260 amino acids)
Biological process (GO): translation
Cellular component (GO): ribosome; cytosol
Molecular function (GO): structural constituent of ribosome
Source: RefSeq, a predicted model, not a curated record
AUGGCGGUUGGCAAGAACAAGAAGCUUUCCAAGGGUAAGGGUAAUAAGAAGCGCGCUGUUGAUCCCUUCACCCGCAAGGAAUGGUACGACAUCAAGGCGCCCGUGUUCUUCGAGAACCGCAACGUCGGUAAAACAAUUGUGAACCGCUCUCAGGGUCUGAAGAAUGCCUCUGAUGCGCUCAAGGGCCGUAUUCUUGAGCAGUCGCUUGCCGACCUUAACAAGGACGACGAGCAAGCUUACCGCAAGUUCCAGCUUCGUGUGGAUGAGGUGCAGGGUCGUAACUGCCUGACCAACUUCUACGGUAUGAGCUUCACGUCUGACAAGUUGCGCUCGCUUGUUCGCAAGUGGCAGUCGCUCAUUGAGGCGCAUCAGGACAUUAGGACGACGGACGGUUACCUUUUGCGUGUGUUUGCUAUUGGUUUCACGCGCCGUCGUGCAAACCAGGUCAAGAAGACCACAUACGCGAAGUCCUCUCAGAUCCACGCCAUUCGCAAGAAGAUGUUCGAGGUGAUUCAGCGCGAGUCGUCGUCGUGCGACCUGCGCGAAUUUGUGGCCAAGCUAAUCCCUGAGGUCAUGGGCCGCGAAAUUGAAAAGAGCACGCAAGGUAUUUACCCGCUCAAGGAUGUGUUCAUCCACAAGGUCAAGGUGUUGAAGCGCCCCAAGUUCGAUGUCAACAAGCUCUACGAGCUGCACGGUGGCGCUUCGGUCGUGGGUGCUGAGGAUGUAGGCACGAAGAUCAAGAGCGGAGAGUUCAAGGAGCCUGUGCCUCAGGCCUCGGUCUAA